This is a messenger RNA of Clupea harengus (Atlantic herring), 1675 nucleotides long. RefSeq names its product actin related protein 2/3 complex subunit 5 like b (gene arpc5lb). Gene Ontology annotation, biological process: Arp2/3 complex-mediated actin nucleation; regulation of actin filament polymerization. Lineage: Eukaryota; Metazoa; Chordata; Actinopteri; Clupeiformes; Clupeidae. The record is from RefSeq and is a predicted model, not a curated record. Gene Ontology annotation, cellular component: Arp2/3 protein complex; actin cytoskeleton.
AGCCUGAGGCCGUGAGGUAAUUCCGUUUCCGCUCCCCGAAUACUGCCAUGUUCUCUCAACAAAUCUUCAGAGAAGGGGUGCUGCGAACGACUGCGAGUACGGGAGGUGCGAUUCACCGCGGGAAGUAAGCAAGCUUCACGCCUACAGAUUUUGACAACUGCUCCAUGCCUCUUGCAAGACACGUACGCCGGGUCAGCUCAUUUUUCUAGUACUGUGAGAUCGCAUUGAAAGCUUUUGACUGAACGCAUUAUCACCGAAUUUUAACGGUCCCACCAACCAAACUGGACGAGUGCUAAAGUGGACUAACGUUAGCUAUCUGGUGUUAGCGUCCUUUCCCUCUGCUGAAGUAGCCCCGAUGGCGAAAAACACACUGUCUUCUCGGUUUCGAAAGGUGGACAUUGAUGAAUACGAUGAGAACAAAUUUGUGGAUGAUCACGAUGAGGCAGCGGAUCAACAGGGACCAGACGCCGUGGAGGUAGAUAAUCUCAUAAGGCAAGGAGAAAUGAUGACGGCCUUUCACAUCGCCCUGAAGAACCCACCCAUACACACCAAGAACCCGGCAGUCAAGGAGAGAGCUCAGGCAGUAAUGAUGAAGGUGCUGACGUCCUUCAAAAACAGCGACAUCGAGCCGGCGGUGAAGUCCCUGGACAGGAACGGCGUGGACCUGCUCAUGAAGUACAUCUACAGAGGCUUCGAGAGGCCCUCAGACAACAGCAGCGCCAUUCUGCUGCAGUGGCACGAAAAGGCCUAUGCCGCCGGAGGUCUCGGGUGCAUCGUGCGAGUGUUGACGGCCAGAAAGACAGUCUGACAGGAGGCGGGGGGUCCUUCAGGAGGAGAAGGGGGAGAGAGAGAGAGGGAGAGAAGCGUCACGAUGAAGCACUGACUGGAGACCGGAGGGAGAGGAGGCGGUUCGCUGGAGAGAAAGUAGAUCGUUCUUGAUAAAUGCCACACUCUUUCUUCCUGAAGAUAAAAACCCAUCAGGCCGUUCUGGAAAGCGUGAAAUAAAAAAACACCACACACUACGAGGAAAUAUUAUUAUUUUGACGGACAUUGAUAUGUACACAGUCGGAAUGCUGUUUCUCUGAUCGGGGGCCGGAGAGGGAAAAGAUUCAUAUUCAUACAGCAGUUUCAUAAAUUAUUUGAGAAGUCUGUUGAAAACCAUCAGCAUAGAGUGUGUGUGUGUGUGUGUGUGUGUGUGUGUGUAUGUGUGUAUGUGUGUGUGUGUGUGUAAUUGGAUGGGGUCAUGUGGUUGACAUGAACACAGAAAAAGAGCUGUUGAAAAAGCAGCAGUGAAAAUGCAACAUUUAACAGUGUGAGGUAUGUUUAGCCAAUGUGGUAAUAAAAACACUGUGUAUGUGUGUGUAUGAGAUAGAAAGGGAGGGAGAGAACGAGCGUGUGUGUAUGUGUAUGUGUAAGAAUUAAAGCCUGACAGUUGGUGAGCCUAUUUGUCUGUGAUAUUGGAUGAAAUCAGUGUUUAAUAAUCCGAUUUUAUUUGUUUUCUUCCUUGUCCCUCAUUCUCAUGUUUUGUACAGAGAGAGUACAUUUAAUAUAAAGUUCUGGAGCUGUAUUUAGACACACAGAGGGCCAGUGUAAAAAUGGGGAAGGGGGACUGGAAGGGGGGGGGGGGGUCAUUGUAAAGUGCCUGCUGUAAUAAAGCUCAUGGAUCACCACCACA